GGCGCUGGCCACCACGGCGGCAGUGGCAGCUGCGCGGCGGCGAAUGGAACGCGGAGACAGCGACGGAAUGUUCGCCGCCGCCACAUAAUCCCGCGCCCCUCCCCCCUCGGAACGCGGCGCGCCUGAACGUUCGACGAUGGAAGCUGCGCAGGCAGCCCAGCAGGGGAGCCGACAGGCGGCCCGGCUCGCCAAGGGGGAGCGGCCGGGCGGCGAAGGCGCGAGCGCGGCGGGCGGAGCCGGCGUCCAGCAGCACCAGCAGCAGCGGCGGCGGAAGCGCGGCUCUCCUCUGGGGCUGGCGUCCAACGGGGCUCAGGCGGCGGCUCCCGGCGGCGGCGCCAAUUCCCUCCUGUUGCGGCGGGGGAGGCUGAAGAGGAACCUCUCGGCUGCCGCCUCUUCCUCCGGCCCCCCGGCCGGCACCCGCAGCCUGGAUCGCAAGGCGCUGCUCCUGCUGCCCAAGCCGCCCCGCCAGCUCCAGCCUUUGCAGCCGCCGGAGCGGGACUGGGUGCGGCGGGACCUCCAGCGGGGCUGCCUCCAUGUCUAUUCCUACCACCACCAUCACCACCACCAGCAGCGGGGCGGCGGCUGCUCUCUGCGCCCGGUGCUCUGCACCCUGGAGACCACCGCGGCCGAGGUGGCGGCCCGGCUUGUGCAGCUCGGCCACCGCGGGGGAGGCGGCAGCAGCGCCGUCCGAGUGCUGGGCAAGGCGGCGGCGGCGGCAGCAGCGGCGGAGACUCGGCUCCUUCCCCCGGAGGAGGCGGCCGGAGCCCCGGCCGAAGAACCCCCGCGGCCCGCUGCCUCGCUGGAAGCGUCGGUCUCCCCUGCCGGCAGUCUGACCCCCGUCCCGGCGGGGCGAAGGCCGCGGAACCGGCGGGGCCCCCAUGCCCGUCCGCACGGGCUGGGCGGCGGGGAAGCGGCGCGCUCGCCGGCCGAGGGCAGCCCCGGGCGGGCCCUGUCGCCGCCGCCCCCCGAGCUCUACCUGGCGGGGCCGCCGCUCUCCUGCCCGUCUCUCCUGGGCGGCUCCGACACGGAGAGCUUCAGCCCCAGCGCCGAGAGCGCCUCCGACCGGCUGGAGCCCUACAGCGGCGGCGGCGGGUCUUCGUCGUCCUCGGAGGAACUGGAGGCGGACCCGGAGGAAGGCGACGGCGACGGGAGCCGGCCUGCGGAGCCCCCGCUGGGGCGAGCGGCGGGAGAGCCCCCCGGCAAGAGCACGGCGGCGCCGCGGGGAGAGCUGCUUCCCGCCGGGGAAGCCGCCGCCUCGCCGCUGCCGCCGGCCCUCUACGUCCAGCUGCACGGCGAGACGGCCCGCCGGCUGGAGCCCCACGAGAAGCCCCUGCAGGUCCAGAACGACUACCUCUCGCAGCUGGGCUUCCGGGACCCGUGGCGGGUGCAGGAGGAGGGCAUGGACGCCGAGACCGGCUGCCUCAUCCGCUUCUAUGCAGGAAAGCCCCACAGCAUUGGCAACUCCGAACGAAUUCAGCUCUCAGGAAUGUACAAUGUUCGAAAAGGGAAAAUGCAUUUGCCAGUCAACAGAUGGACAAGACGCCAAGUUAUCCUUUGUGGGACGUGCCUAAUCGUAUCCUCGGUGAAAGAGAGCCAGACUGGGAAGAUGCAUGUGCUCCCCUUAAUUGGUGGAAAGGUUGAAGAAGUUAAAAAGCACCAGCACUGUUUAGCAUUUAGCUCCUCUGGACCUCAGAGCCAGAGUUAUUACAUCUGUUUUGACACCUUCACUGAGUAUCUACGGUGGCUCCGGCAGGCUUCAAAGAUUGCAUCACAGCGGAUAAGUUCAGUAGAUCUCUCAUGUUGCAGCCUGGAGGAUCUGCCUGCCAACUUGUUCUAUAGCCAGGACCUCACUCAUCUCAAUUUGAAGCAAAACUUCUUGAGGUUGAACCCUAGUUCAUCAAAAAUCAGAGGACUUAAUGAUCUACAAAGGUUCAGCAAACUGAGGAGCCUUAACCUUUCUAACAAUCACUUAGGAGACUUUCCUUUGGCGGUGUGCAGUAUUCCAACCCUGUCUGAGCUGAAUGUCUCUUGCAAUGCACUCCGAAGUAUUCCGGCAGCCGUUGGUGAUAUGAACAAUUUACAGACCUUCUUGCUGGAUGGGAACUUCCUCCAGAGCCUUCCUGCUGAGUUGGAAAGGAUGCAUCAGCUAAGCUAUCUGGGUCUUUCUUUCAAUGAAUUCUGUGACAUUCCAGAGGUAGUGGAGAAGCUCUCUGCCAUGGAGAAGCUAUGUAUGUCUGGAAAUUGCAUAGAGGCACUCAGUUUGCAGGCACUAAGGAGAAUGCCGCACAUUAAACAUAUAGAUUUAAGGCUAAAUGUAAUCCGAAGGUUGGUGGCAGAUGAUGUUGACUUCCUGCAUCACGUGACCCAGCUUGACCUUCGGGACAAUAAGCUAGGCGAGCUUGACGCCACCAUCUUCAAUAAUGUUGAAAUACUGCACUGUGAAAGAAACCAGCUGGUAACCCUCAAAAUCAGUGGAUUCUUGCUGAAAGCUCUCUACGCCACUUCAAAUGAACUUGUUCACCUUGAUGUGUAUCCUGUUCCAAACUAUCUCACUUAUAUGGACGUUUCUAGAAACCACCUUGAGAGCCUUCCUGAGUGGGUUUGCGAUAGCAGAAAGUUAGAAGUCCUUGAUAUCGGCCACAAUCAGAUUCAUGAACUGCCUGCCCGGUUAUUUUGCAAUAUCAGCUUGCGGAAGUUGCUUGCAGGACAUAAUCAAUUAGCAAGACUGCCAGAAAGGAUUGAACGAACCCAUGUGGAGGUCCUUGAUGUACAACACAACCUGCUAACAGAGCUGCCGUCCAAUCUACUGCUAAAAGCUGACAGUUUGAGGUACCUGAACGCUUCUGCCAACAAACUGGAAAUGCUGCCUCCAGCCACCCUUUCAGAAGAGACCCGUAGCAUUUUGCAGGAACUGUAUUUGACCAACAAUCACCUCACGGAUAAAUGUGUGCCCUUGUUAACAGGCCAUCCACACCUAAAGAUCCUGCAUAUGGCCUACAAUCGCCUACAGAGCUUUCCUGCAAGUAAAAUGGCCAAACUUGAAGAGCUGGAAGAAAUUGAUGUCAGUGGAAAUAAACUGAAAUCCAUUCCUACAACCAUUAUGAACUGCCGGCGCAUGCAUACUGUGAUUGCGCACUCCAAUUGCAUCGAAGUCUUUCCAGAAGUCAUGCAACUUGCUGAAAUCAAGUGCGUGGACCUGAGCUGUAAUGAGCUGACUGAAGUCACGUUACCUGAAAACUUGCCUCCGAAGCUGCAGGAACUAGACCUGACUGGAAACCCCAGACUUGUAUUGGAUCACAAGACCCUGGAGCUAUUGAACAACAUCCGUUGUUUCAAGAUUGACCAGCCGUCGGCCGGGGAUGCAUCUGGAGCUCCAGCGGUGUGGAGCCAUGGAUUUACUGAAGCUUCGGGGGUGAAGAACAAGCUCUGCGUGGCAGCUCUUUCAGCCAACAACUUCUGCGACAACAGGGAGGCUCUCUAUGGAGUCUUUGAUGGAGACCGUAAUGUGGAAGUCCCUUACCUUCUGCAGUGCACCAUGAGCGACAUCUUGGCAGAGGAACUGCAGAAAACAAAGAAUGAAGAGGAGUACAUGAGCAACACUUUCAUUGUCAUGCAGAGGAAACUUGGAACUGCUGGACAGAAGCUUGGUGGCUCUGCUGUCCUUUGCCAUAUAAAGCACGAUCCGAUAGACCCAGGUGGAUGCUUCACCUUAACCUCUGCGAACGUGGGGAAGUGCCAAUCCGUUCUCUGCCGGAAUGGGAAACCUCUGCCUUUGUCCAGGUCUUACACGAUGAACUGUGAAGAGGAGCUAAAGAGGAUCAAGCAGCAUAAGGCCAUAAUCACAGAGGAUGGCAAAGUGAAUGGUGUGACAGACUCAACAAGGAUCUUAGGAUACACCUUCCUUCAUCCAAGCGUGGUUCCUCGUCCUCAUGUGCAGUCUAUCACUUUGACUCCUCAAGACGAGUUCUUCAUCCUGGGGAGCAAAGGCCUGUGGGACAGCCUCUCCGUUGACGAAGCGGUGGAAGCUGUCCGGAACGUGCCCGAUGCGCUGGGAGCUGCCAAGAAACUCUGCACGUUGGCUCAGAGUUACGGCUGCAACGAUAGCCUCAGUGCUGUGGUGGUUCAGCUUAACGUGACUGAGGACAGUUUCUGCUGCUGUGAGCUCGGUGGUGUCCCGCCUCCCAGCCCAGGUAUCUUUCCCCAGUCAGUCAACGUUGUCAUUAAAGAUAAGCCUUCUGAUGCUUUGGGGAUGCCCUCCUCUAGCAGUGGAAUGGCUUCUGAGAUCAGCAGCGAGAUUUCAACCUCUGAAAUGAGCAGUGAGGUGGGGUCCACAGCCUCUGAUGAGCCCCCUCAGGUAACUUUGAAUGAAAACAGUCCAGCCUACCCCAACGAACAGCGCUGCAUGCUCCACCCAGUCUGCCUCUCAAACUCUUUCCAAAGGCAGCUGUCCAGCGCAACCUUUUCCAGCGCCUUUUCGGACAAUGGCCUUGACAGUGAUGACGAGGAGCCGAUCGAAGGCGUCUUUUCCAACGGCAGUCGAGUAGAAGUGGAAGUGGACAUCCACUGCAGCCGAACGAAGGAGAAGCAGCUGCUGUUGCAGGUGCCCAUGGAAGCCAACGAUGAAGGCAUCGUCAUCAGCGCAAACGAAGAGGAGUCGUGCCUCCUUAGGAAGGCCGACCUUUCUGCCACAGGUACUAUUGGGCGCCGCCGAGGCAAUGGAUCUGUGGCUCCUCAGGAGAGGAGCCACAAUCUGAUCGAAGUAGCAGCUGAUGCGCCCCUCAGAAAAACGGGGGGUUACUUUGCUGCCCCAGCUCAGCCAGAUCCAGAUGAUCAGUUUAUCAUCCCGCCUGAGCUUGAGGAGGAAGUCAAGGAAAUAAUGAAACAACACCAUGAGCAGCAGCAGCAGCAGCAGCAUCAACAUCAACAGCGGCAAUACCAGAUUGACCAGCUGCCAGAUUAUUACGAUACGCCGCUAUGACCCAUCUUGUUGCAAUGAGUGAACAUGACAUUGAGAGCUGGAACCCCCUAGGUUUGUAUUACACAAGCAGGGAGGAAGGGAUGCCGGUUCCACUCCCUCUUCCUGGCCUUGCCCCCCUACUGAGAACUGCAGCUGCUUCUUGUUUCGUUAGCUGUAAUAAUCACCGAUUCUCUUCUAGCGAUACUUCACCAGUUAGAAUUAUAAACUAGUUUAAUAACUCUUCCCUUCCCCACCCUUAACAUAUCAAAUGUAAAAAGGAAAAAAAAAAGUGGAGAAAAAAAUUAAAAGAACAAAAGGUUUAAUAUAUUGCAGAGAAAACUGAUGAUGCGGAUGCGGAUGUAAUAUUUUUUAAAAUGGUUCUUUUUUUUCCUUUUUUUGGUCUGUUUGGAAAACGGGGGCAGUAUUGCCAGUGCUAAAUGAUUAAGUAAUAUUGUAAUACUGUAUUUCUUUGAGAGAAAAAAAAGGCUUUUUUUGGUCUUGAAAAUGGAUAGACAUUUGUAGAAUUACGGAGACUAACUCCUAGGAGUUGCUUUUACUCUUUCAAGUGGCUUUGAGUCACUGAGAUUCACUAAUUUUCUCUGAGAGAACAGCUGAUUGGGAAAUUCCUGUAAAUAACUCAGUGUUGUAUAGUGAUGCUUAAAAUGUUUUGUAGUCUCAGCAGGAGGACGCAACUUGAUAAACUAAUGUUUUAUCCCCUCCCCUCUCCACCUCCUCAAGGGUGCUUUUGCACAUAUGUCAAAGCUCCCUCUGACAACCCGUGAUGCCACCAAACCUACAGGGCAGGGCAGCCAUAUAAACAUGAUGUUUUCCCAGCAGAUCGGCUGACCAAGGUGUACGGGGCCCCUGGUUGACCCAUUGUGUCUAUGCCGCCAUAUCCAGUUGCCACCUGGGUUGGCUAGGUCCAAGUCACCAAGGUUAGGUUUUGUUCACGUGUGCAAUGGCUCCCAAGUGAAUGACGCUUUGGGCCACAAUCCACAUCACGUUAGCAGGGGGCAGCUGUACAAGCUGCGUUAGGGAUGAGGUGGGUUAUUGAGCCCCAGACCACCUGAGUUGUUUCGUCUUUCUUCACUGUUGACUUUUACAGGCACAUUUUUACGUGUUCCUCCCUGCUGCCACAACCAGCAUGAUUGUAUAGAGUUCAUUUACUGUAGAUCAUUUACAUACCAAGAGUUAUAUUGAAGAAGAAUGCACAAAUGAACAUGUCAUAAUUUUUGUU
Molecule: messenger RNA, 6194 nt
Organism: Eublepharis macularius
Lineage: Eukaryota; Metazoa; Chordata; Lepidosauria; Squamata; Eublepharidae
Gene: PHLPP1
Product: PH domain and leucine rich repeat protein phosphatase 1
Exons: 17
Coding region: 137-4978 (1613 amino acids)
Molecular function (GO): protein binding
Source: RefSeq, a predicted model, not a curated record